AUUGGUUCACCUUGCCUUCAUUUCUAUAUUCCAUUUUUGCUAUCAAACUCAAACCACCAAGCCUAUCUCUCUGCUUCUGAGUUUUGAGUAUUUCAGUUAAAGCAAGCACCAAUGGCAGCAACCAUAGCAACAAUGGCCAUGCUCAAUGCCAAGUGCUUGAGCACCAACUCACCCAAAACAGUCAACCCCUCCAGGCCAACCACAAAACCCAUCUCUCUUCUCUCCAUCCAAAACCUCCCAAAAGGCCUCAUUACCCAAAAUCCAUCUGAGAACUCCAAACUCUCAGUAUCACUGGCUGGUACCGCCGUCGCCGGAGCGAUUUUCUCCACCUUGAGUUCAUGUGAUGCUGCUUUUGCAGCCCAACAAAUUGCUGAAAUAGCAGAAGGUGAUAACCGUGGUCUCGCACUUUUACUUCCGAUCAUUCCAGCCAUUGCUUGGGUGCUAUUCAACAUCCUGCAGCCAGCUCUUAACCAGAUUAACAAAAUGAGGAGCACCAAAGGGGUCAUCAUCGGGCUCGGGCUAGGCGGCUUGGCUGCAUCAGGGUUCAUGUCCACUCCUCAUGCAUCAGCCAGUGAGGUGGCCAUGAUAGCUGAUGCUACAAAUGACAGCAGGGGACAGCUUUUGCUGUUUGUGAUCUUUCCCGCUAUUCUUUGGGUUCUCUACAACAUUCUUCAGCCAGCUUUGAACCAGAUCAACAGAAUGAGAUCUUAGUGAUAAAGAUCUUUAGGGUGUGAUGGCUUGUACUACUUGUAAUUUCACCUUGUGUUAAUGAACUUUUCCUGGAACAACUUUUCUGGGGUCACUCAAAAUUUCAGUAGGAUUACUUUAUGUAUAAUUGUAUAUCAAAGGCCAAGGUCUAUAUAUAUAUUUUAAUAGUUUACUUUCUUUUACAAGUUUUCUACUAUAAUGUAGGAUGUAAAAUUGUUGAUAACUACAUUGGAAAUUUUAACAAAAAGAACUUUUAGCAA
Molecule: messenger RNA, 968 nt
Organism: Ilex paraguariensis (yerba mate)
Lineage: Eukaryota; Viridiplantae; Streptophyta; Magnoliopsida; Aquifoliales; Aquifoliaceae
Source: the annotation of a GenBank genome assembly